AACAGGGCAUCAUGGAAACGUGGCUAGUGAUCGGUGUAUCGGGCGUAACGAACGGUGGCAAAACGACGCUCGCCAAGUCCCUGGAGACGUACUUUGCGUCGCAGCAAAAUAAAGGCUUUUUUAAGGAGAACCUCACCCUCAACAAGGUGGUUAGUUUGUGCCAGGAUGACUACUUUCUGCCGGUGGACAGCCCGAAGCAUACGGUGAUCGAGAAGCUGAAUCACAUCAACUGGGAGAUCCUCUCCUCGAUCGACAUGGAACGGAUGUGCCUGGAUAUCAUGAAAAUCCUCGGUCACAAAUUUAUCCUGUACAACUGCCACCAGCUACGUCAGAGCGCCGACGAGGGCACCGUUGUCGGGGGCGAGCAGUCCGUCGAUUCGAUGGUAGAGGAUGAGGAGGAUAACAUUUUUGCCGACCAUUUCCUGAGCAACUUCCUCAGCAAGUACGACGAAAACGGUGGCGGCAGGACGACGAAUUUAAUUAAAAAAUCAAAGAACGAAUCAUACCAAAAUAUGAACAUCAAACUGAACAUUUUACUGCUGGAAGGGUUCCUCAUUUUCAAUAACCCUUUCACGCUGGACCUGUGUAGCAUUAAGUUCCAUAUCCACCUGCCGUACGAACGGUGCUACGCACGGCGGUUGCAACGCGUUUAUGAUCCGCCGGACGUAGUCGGUUACUUCGAGAUGUGCGUAUGGCCGAUGUACGAGAAGCAUUUCCAAGAAUUUAAGGACCGCAAGGACAUCUACAUCCUGAACGGUGAGAUACCGCAGGAGAACAUUUUCAACUACGUGCUAAACUGCGUAAAAGACUUACUGUAAGCGGAGGGGAUUUGGUUUCGAUAGGGUUAGCGUUUAAGUUUAACCAUAAUUAAUCAGUACAACAACUACGAUCAUUGUAAACGAUUCCACUAACGGGUUCCUGCAAGUUCCUUACAUUGUAAACCGUCAAGAUAGGACGUCCUGGUGUUUAUUGUUUUGAUAAACAUUCGUAAAAUAAGAAAGCUCGUAUGACUAAAUACGUUACCGA
Molecule: messenger RNA, 1026 nt
Organism: Anopheles coustani
Lineage: Eukaryota; Metazoa; Arthropoda; Insecta; Diptera; Culicidae
Product: nicotinamide riboside kinase 2
Exons: 1
Coding region: 12-818 (268 amino acids)
Cellular component (GO): cytoplasm
Source: RefSeq, a predicted model, not a curated record